GUUAUGGUAUUUCUCCCAUUUCCCCUUUUGCACUCGCACUCGCUCUCUCCCCGACCACACGCUCUCUCCCGGCCAACACUCUCUCCCGACGACCACUCGCUCCUCCCCGUCCAGAUCCUUUGUGCCGCCGGCCAGUCACCACCCUCUCCCUCUCGUCGGUGUCUUCCUCACUGCCGCCUUGCUCCUCGCCACCCCUAAAACUAGCAACCCGUCUCCCCCUCGUCGGUCAAAGGUGAAAUUUUUACCAGCCGGGGUGCUCGAUCUGUGGGCGGCGGUGCUCGAUCCGUGUUGGAGCAGCGGGAGGAGGAGGGCAGUUUUGGAUUGGAGCAGUGGUGCUGGACCAGAGCAGUGGGAAUAGGGGGGUGGUGCCGGCCGCUCUUACUUUGUGUAGUCCUCUUCGCUCUCGUCAUGCCGUUGCCACCGCCGAGGAAGACGGAGAGCCUGUCGGAGGGAGGAGCGCCAUGGCCAGUUCUGACCUCCUCUGUCCAGAUCCAGCUCCAGCAAUCAUCCCCUCUUGCUGCUUGCUCUCUCAAUUUCAAGACUGAAGAAGAGAACAUGGGGAGCAGCAGCUGCCCUCUGCUCUGCUCUUAUGCGAAUGCUCUACUGCAGGACCAUGGCAGCGAUGCUCGCCGAAGCGGACGACAACCACUCCCGUGCAAACAAAGGUACAGACUGGUCCUGGUUGGCGAUGAGGGCGCUCUGGCCUCUGUAGUUACAUGAGACAACAGUUCUUUGUGCAAAUGUUGACUGAAUUUGCCUCUGACUCGUCUCUGCACUUGACUGAAUUCGCCUCUUUGUGCAAUGUUGCUGCUGCAGGUGAGCAUUCAGGAAAAGAACAGUUGGCUGAACUUCAGGAAAAAGAUACACCGAAUCUUAGUAAGCGGAUACUCAUAGCCGAAUUCUUUUGGAUGCACAUAUAGUUUGUAUCGCAACUUAAAUAAUGACAGUAAAUAAACUCUCAAUUGCACUGUCCAGUAAUUGAAAAUAAAUUACACCUUUUCAGUUAAUUUAAAUUAACUGAAACCUUUUGUACUCCCAUGAUCAGUGUUACUGUACAGUAAUUAACACCGAAUUUGUAA
Molecule: messenger RNA, 1079 nt
Organism: Triticum urartu
Lineage: Eukaryota; Viridiplantae; Streptophyta; Magnoliopsida; Poales; Poaceae
Source: RefSeq, a predicted model, not a curated record